AUGGGUUCCAUUGAAGGAAAGCCCCUCAUCGUCAACAAGGCUGCCCCCGGCAUCUCGUACUUUACCCCAGCUCAGCUCCCGCCAGCCGGCACAGCAAAAAGCCCUCAAUCUGAUGGCCACGCUAUCCCCAAACUUUUCCAGCCUCUUACAAUCCGUGGGGUCACCUUCCAAAACCGCAUCUUCCUCUCCCCUCUCUGCCAAUACUCGGCUCAAAAUGGUUAUCUGACUGAUUGGCACUUGACUCACCUCGGUGGGAUCAUUCAGCGCGGACCUGGUCUCACCAUGGUGGAAGCCACGUCAGUUACACCAGAAGGUCGAAUCACACCUGAAGACAGUGGUCUCUGGGAGGAUGGCCAGAUGGGCCCUCUGAAGAGAAUCGUCGAGUUUGCGCACAGCCAAGGUCAAAAGAUCGGCAUCCAGUUGGGCCACGCUGGUCGCAAGGCUAGCACUGUUGCACCAUGGUUGAGUUUGGGUGAUACUGCUCAAAAGGAGGCCAAUGGCUGGCCGAACCAGACACUAGCACCCAGUGCCAUCGCUUUUCAAUCUACUUACCCACAUCCCAAUGCCCUCACGGUUGAGGGAAUCAAGAGAAUUGAGGAUGCAUUUGCCGCCGCAGCAGAGAGAGCGGUGGCAGUUGGCUUCGAUGUUAUUGAAAUCCACGGCGCACACGGCUAUCUUCUCCACGAAUUCUUGAGCCCUGUCAGCAACAAGCGAACUGAUCAGUAUGGCGGUUCGUUUGCAAACAGGACCAGAUUUGCCCGCGAGGCCGUGGAAGCCGUCCGAGCCGUCAUCCCCCAGGAAAUGCCACUCUUCUUCCGAAUCAGUGCCGACGAUUGGCUCAAAGGACAAGACGAGUUCCCCGAGAGCUGGACCAUUGAAGACACCGUCCAGCUCGCCCCGAUCUUGAGAGACUUGGGAGUUGACCUGCUGGAUACUAGCUCAGCUGGCAUCCAUCCGUCUCAGACGAUCAAGGCCGGCCCGGGCUAUCAAGCUCCAUUCUCCAGGGUGGUCAAAGAAAAGACAGGCGACUCAUUGGCGGUCACUGCCGUGGGCUCCAUCACCAACGGCAAUCUGGCCCAAGAGAUCGUUGAAUCAGGUGUGGAUGCUGUCUUCGUCGGCCGAUACUUCCAAAAGAAUCCGGGUCUAGUCUGGGCUUUCGCCGAAGAUCUCGCUGUUGAAAUCCACGUCGCCAACCAGAUCGGCUGGGGCUUCGGUGGCAGAGCUGGCGGUAAGGGCAAGCAUGAAUGGAAGACUGCUUAG
This is a messenger RNA of Rhinocladiella mackenziei CBS 650.93, 1260 nucleotides long. RefSeq lists its product as uncharacterized. Gene Ontology annotation, molecular function: NADPH dehydrogenase activity; FMN binding; NADP binding. The record is from RefSeq and is a predicted model, not a curated record. Gene Ontology annotation, cellular component: intracellular anatomical structure. Lineage: Eukaryota; Fungi; Ascomycota; Eurotiomycetes; Chaetothyriales; Herpotrichiellaceae. The transcript has a single exon. The coding region runs from base 1 to 1260 and encodes 419 amino acids.